Molecule: messenger RNA, 462 nt
Organism: Trametes versicolor FP-101664 SS1
Lineage: Eukaryota; Fungi; Basidiomycota; Agaricomycetes; Polyporales; Polyporaceae
Exons: 4
Coding region: 1-462 (153 amino acids)
Cellular component (GO): plasma membrane
Molecular function (GO): purine nucleobase transmembrane transporter activity
Source: RefSeq, a predicted model, not a curated record
AUGGUGUGUCUCGGUAUUUUCACCGGCUGCGAUCCUCUCUUGCUGGAACCGGGUCUCGUCGUCGUCUUCUGGUUGUUGCAAUGCGUGGGGAACACGCUCGACUACGACCACAGCAACAGCAAGGUUUGCUCCGCCCUGAUCACCUCCAUGUACGUGGACAUCCUUGAAACCUCCGGUGCUCUACUCUGUAUGACUAAAUUCACCGGCCUCCGCGACCCCGCCACUUCCGAUCCCGAGAACUCGACGACCACGUACUGUGUUGCUGCGUUCUCCAUCUCCCAAGGCACACUCAUGCGUACCUCCCCCGUCACAGCCUUCGCCGAGUCCGCCACCGUUAUCUCCGAACGUGGCCAAUCCGGCACCAUCGUCAUGUUUGCCGAUACCGUUUCGUCGAUUCUCUUCAUACCCUUCUUCGCAUCGAUCCCGCCCUCACUGGGGCGACCAGUGGUGCUCUCGCUAUAG